AUGUCGUCUUUAAAAAGUUGUGUGAACUCGUCCAUUGUGGUCUGGUUAAUUUGUAUCACACCAAUACAAACUUUAACCUCAGAGACAACGGAAAAUUUCAAUGAGGCUUUGAGACAAGAAAGAAAAGAAAUAAUGUGUCCCACACAGUGCUAUUGUACUGAAGACAAAACCACGCAGCAAUUUAAUGUAGACUGCUCCAACAGACAGCUACAGAAAAUUCCAGACUUACCUCCACAAACGACGAGGUUGGAUUUAAGCCUGAACAACAUCAACAAUAUCCAGUCAUUUUUCUUCAGCAACCUUACGCAGCUGAGCUACUUGGACUUAUCGUUUAAUAAACUCUAUCACAUUUUUAAUAACACUUUUUAUGGUCUGCAUUCGUUAAAAUGGCUCUCCUUAAUGAGGAACAAUUUAAGUUAUUUAAAUUCAACAUUUGAAUUAGAUGCAUUUAACGGACUAGAUCAACUUGAAAUCUUACAUUUAGAAUGCAACAGUCAAAUUAUAGAUAAUGCGAUAUACCCAGAUCAAGCAAUUUCUAAAUUAAAAAAUCUUAGAGAAAUAAACAUUGACGGUUACCCUGUUCCUUUAGGACCUGGAUUUAGAAACUUAGAUAAGUUAGAGGGCAUAAUUAUAAAACUAUUGAUAUGUUCAUAUUGCAAUAUGGGAUCGACUAUGCCUGACAAUUUUUUCGAGAACAUCGUUUCACUUCGACCUAUGACGAUAGCGCUAUCAGUUUGCUAUAUGUCGUAUUUGCCACCACGACUAUUCAGUCCUAUCAGAAAUCUCCGUAAUCUCGACAUUUCAAAAAAUCGCAUUACGUUCAAAGGUUUUAAAAAUGGAUCCGAAUCUCUAAACGGCUCAAACAUAGAAUCUUUAAAUUUACAUGGCAUUGACAAAGACGGGAUCGAUUAUAAUGUGAUAACGAGACACAUGUUUAGACAUUUAAAAAACACUCCUCUCAAAUAUUUAGAUCUGUCGGGUAACAGAAUCUAUAGUGUACAUAUUUUUGCUUUUGAUGAUUUGCCGCCAACUCUCGAAUAUCUAUCACUGAGGAGGAAUGUAAUAUCCAGGGGUUAUUUCCUUUUUGCAAUUUUAUCUUUGCGGCAAGUUAAAACUAUUGAUACAAGCUUCCAAAAUCAAUAUACUAUACUAAAGAAUAAGACUGAUCCAGAAAGAUAUACAAAUAUUGAAUCUGUUUCUACUAAUAUCGCCAGUAUUGGAGAAAAAUUUUGUGGGAAAUAUUCAUCGGAAUUUUUUACAAAUUAUAAGACUACGCUUGGGAUAAAUAUAACAACAACUAAAAUAAGACGCAUGAUUUACUAUGCUCUUCCACCAACUCUAGAAGUUUUAAUUAGCGGGUCGAUGAAAGUUGAAUACUCCAUCCCUGCCAUAACAAUUUUAAACAAUACAGUACUCAGAUACAUGGACUACUCAAACAACAUGGCCAGGUGCUGGGGAGGGCCCAUGAAUGGACUACCAGCUCUAGAGUAUUUUGACUUAUCCAAAAAUUAUUGUACAAAAAUGAAUUUAAUAUUUUUCAAAUAUCUUACAAAUUUGACGACACUUCUUCUACAAGACAACCUUCUUGGUCCUAUUUUGGCCAAUGACACUUCAGGAAUAGCUUUCUCAACUCUGACCAGAUUGGAGACAUUGAACAUCAGCGGCAACACUAUAACAUCUUUAUCUAGAAAUGUCUUUGAGAAUAACAUCAAUUUAAAAUAUUUAAAUCUCUCUAGAAACGAACUAACAGAUUUCGACAUAGAUAUAAUUACAGUUACCAAAAUUGAGGUUAUUGAUUUAACCGGUAAUUUAAUUUCAGGAUUUUCUGAUAAAAUGUGUCAAGAUUUAAAACAACAGAAAGCCAAAAACACAAAUUUUAAUAUUAGAAUCCAGUUUAAUCGCUUGAUGUGUACUUGCAAGUACCUGUCGUUUGUCCAUCUUCUAAUCACCGACCCAGACAUAUUUGAUAGUGUAGACUCCAUCAACUGUACCACAGCUGACGGCUCCAUCUUAUCACAUGACCAACUGGCAACAUUCUAUCCUCAGUUAAUGAAGAGCUGUGUCUCACAGGAAAUUUUCAUUGGAACUCUCGUUACGUUUUUCAUCGUUCUCGGCACUGUCUUGUUGUCGGCCAUGUUUUAUUACAACAGAUGGAAAUUUGCUUAUCUCUAUUACAUUGGAUCAAAGAAACUUCACAUCGGCAAUAUCUCAUUAGCAUAUAAACCAGUUGCUGAUGUUUUUAUAACCUAUGAACAGGAGCCAGAAUACAUUCGUCUGGCACGAAAUGUUUUCAUCCCACGUCUGAAACAGAACCAUGUGACUUAUGUUAUCGGCGAGGACGACUUCCCUGCAGGCCCACAACAAAACAACAUCGCUGGCGCCAUUGCCGGUACAAGAAAGACUCUCAUCCUACUCUCGCGAGAUAUCUUUGAAGACAGGAACCGGGAACUCGAGAUGAACCUGGCCAUCAUGCACGAAAUGAAUUGUUCUGAUAGGAUCAUCGUGCCUGUUUUUGUGGGUCACUUUCAGGUCAACACCUGGCCCGUAGAGAUCGUGACCUACAUCAGAAACCAGAAUUACCGUUGUUUGUGGUAUGAGGACACGGAAGAGUUUUGGGGAAAUAUGAUUAAUCAAAUAAAGCCGUGA
Messenger RNA from Physella acuta, 2646 nucleotides. Its product is annotated as toll-like receptor 4. NCBI's taxonomy places the organism in Eukaryota, Metazoa, Mollusca, Gastropoda, Physidae. The record is from RefSeq and is a predicted model, not a curated record. Gene Ontology annotation, cellular component: plasma membrane. Gene Ontology annotation, molecular function: protein binding; signaling receptor activity. Gene Ontology annotation, biological process: signal transduction; inflammatory response.